Molecule: messenger RNA, 5153 nt
Organism: Pezoporus flaviventris
Lineage: Eukaryota; Metazoa; Chordata; Aves; Psittaciformes; Psittacidae
Gene: SAG
Product: S-antigen visual arrestin
Exons: 15
Coding region: 1449-2669 (406 amino acids)
Biological process (GO): signal transduction; G protein-coupled receptor internalization
Cellular component (GO): photoreceptor outer segment; photoreceptor inner segment
Molecular function (GO): G protein-coupled receptor binding
Source: RefSeq, a predicted model, not a curated record
ACGUGUAGCAUCGUCCUUUCCUGAUGCUGCUCCUCAGCUUCAGAGUCAGGGGGUUAAGGUUGCACAUGGGUUGUCCUGUCUGUCCACUAUCUGCCAAAAGCCUUUUUUUUGCCUGUGAACACAUCUAACUCUGUGAAUCCAUUCAUGUUGGUGAUUUCCCUUUCCCUGAAGAAUUGUAUUCCACCUGUUUUUUUUCCUUGGAUACAAGCUGUAUCCUACCCCUGGAUAUAAUUGUUACCUUUCUGGACCCAUAGCUGGACUGUUACAUUCCAGAAGACUGUUCUGAUUUGAGUUCAGUGUUACCCUGCAAGUAACCAGUUGCAUUUAGUUCUGAUUUAGUAAAAUGCAGCAGGAUGAGUGAGUUAAGUUCUUGUUUUGAGUUUAGUUUGACUGCUUAUUAAUACAUGCCACCUUUUAAGUCUUAGACUGAAAAUUCUGUAUCCAAGAUGUGGGUAUGUAAGGAGCUCUGAAACGGUAUAGAUGGCAUUCUCUUGUGUUCUUGAUUUAUUUCCUAAUAACUAUUCUCCUUAUAUCAAGACACACUCUUGACGUGAUACCAAGUGUAACUGCACGUGUCAGACUAUAGUUGUAUAUUCCUUGAGUGCAAUACUUUUCACUUACCAUUAUAGAAUGUACAGGAUUUCAUCACCUAUUCCAUCUGCAUCAUGAAGGGCUCUUCCAGCUUAACAUAGCUUAAUUUUGGGGAAUCCAGAAUAGCUUUGUGUCUGUGGGCAGACUUUUCACCCCUUAUCUAGGCUUCUUUCCAUUCAGUCAAGGAUAUGCUGUCCCAGGACAGAUGACAUUGCACUGUUGAAUACUUGUAGUGGUAAAAAACCACCAAAACAAAGCCAAACAACCACUCCCCCACACACCUUAAAGCAGCCAAAACCCUUAAGCACUGAUAUUUGUUAUUUCCUGUAUUUUAUCUGAUUGUUAACAAGUGAAAUGUCCUUCCUUCUUAUGACCACUUAGAGGCUCUGAUGACAAAUCUUGAGGAAACUUUUGAAAAUCAAAGUACCUUGUGUUGAUCAGAUUACCUUUAUCUGUACUCUCAUAGAUUUCUUCACAAACUUACUACAAAACUCUCAGCAAAGGCCAAGCUAACCCUUCCGCUCCAGUUUUUUCUAUUAGUCUAUUACUUUUUAAAUACAAAUUAGAAGGAGUUUUUGGUCUUUUGUAGUAUUUCCGAAGAGCUGUUUUUAAAUAGUUGUUACGGGGUUUAUUUAAUGAGGAACUGCUAGAAUAAGAAGAAAUCAACCUUCUGUGCUGUGUGUGAGUACCUAUUGAGAGGAGUCUUUGGUAAACUAUGCAUGGGAGCAUAGAGUGCUUUACCCACCAAGUAUAAUUCAGCUUUUGUCUCAUCCACCUGUUUUCUUCUGACAUCUUUCCCAGGGCAUUUUGGGGCAGCAAAUCUUCAUUCACCCACAGUCACAUACCCAUCUUUGAUCAUGAGCUGCCCCGAGUCUCAAAAGACAAAUGGGAAGAAUGCUGGUUCUCAAAAACAAGUUAUCUUCAGAAAAAGCACCCGUGACAAAGCUCUGACUAUCUACCUGGGAAAGCGGGACUUUGUUGACAACAUAGGGAGUGUGGAGCCUGUAGAUGGUGUUGUGUUGGUGGAUCCUACACUUCUCAAGGAGAAAAAAGUGUAUGUGUCCCUGACUUGUGCUUUCCGGUAUGGCCAGGAAGACAUUGAUGUGAUUGGCCUCACUUUCCGACGGGACCUAUACUUCUCUAGGGUCCAAGUGUACCCACCUGUUGACAAGCCAGAGACUCUUUCCCACUUGCAGGAAUCUCUGCUAAAGAAGCUGGGGAAAAAUGCUUAUCCCUUUUUCUUUACAUUUCCAGAUUACCUGCCUUGUUCAGUCUGUCUGCAGCCUGCACCUCAUGAUGUUGAUAAGACCUGUGGGGUGGACUUUGAGGUGAAAGCUUUCUCAACAGAGAAUCUGGAAGAGAGAAUUCAUAAGAGGAACUCUGCACGUCUGCUGAUCCGUAAGGUGCAAUAUGCUCCAGAACAGCCAGGACCUCAACCUUGUGCAGAGACCACCUGGCAGUUCUUCAUGUCCAAAAAGCCAUUGCACUUGAAAGCUUGUCUCAGUAAAGAGGUGUAUUACCAUGGCGAGCCCAUUCCAGUCACUGUCAUGAUCAAUAACAGCACAGAGAAAACAGUGAAGAAGAUCCAAGUCCAGGUGGAGCAGGUUGCCAAUGUGGUUUUGUACUCCAGUGAUUUCUAUACAAAAGUGGUAGCUUCUGAGGAAGCACAAGAAAAGGUGCAGCCAAACAGCAGUCUGACCAAGACACUGACACUUCUGCCAUUGCUAGCAAAUAACCGGGAGACACGGGAAAUAGCUCUGGAUGGAAGGCUAAAGGAUGAGGAUACCAAUUUGGCUUCUAGUACUAUUAUUAAGGAUGGAAUAGACAAGACAGUGAUGGGGAUUCUGGUUUCCUACAAGGUUAAAGUGAAGCUCACUGUUCCAGGCAUGCUGGGAGACCUCACCUCCAGUGAAGUGGGCACAGAGCUGCCAUUUCGUCUCAUGCACUACAAGCCUGAUGAAAAGAACUCAGCAGGGAAGGAUGGUGAAGCAGAGCUGGUAUUUGAGGAAUUUGCUCGUCAAGGCAUAAAAGAUACGGCUGAUGAUGAAGACAAGAAUAUGCCCUCAGCUGAUGAGUGACUAAAAGAACAAGCUGCCAGAGAAGAUAUGUAGUCUGGCAUCAAUUAGAAAUGUUAGGACCUAGGUUUCUAGUAAACUGCAUGUUCUCAGUGCAUGCAUGGUCUUCCAGGGAUCAGCCCUGAUGUCAGUGGACAUAAAAUUAUCUCUAUUGCUUAUUAAAAGUUUCACCUUUAGAGGAAUGUAGCAAACUCAAGACCUGAUGCUUACUUGCGCUACCAGAGGAGGACAGGGAAGGCUGUUGUGCCAUGACUCCUGCUUUCAGAGCUACCUAAUAAAAAGCUUGGUUGCUUUCAGCACUGCUGAUGGUGCUGCUGCCUAGACUUACUCUGUGUCAAAAAGUCUCUUAAUUUUGAAAUGCUAGUGAACCAAAUCCUAGUCUGGAAGGCUGACUUGCAGCCCUUGGUGAUUUACUGAAGUUUCUCAGUGGACUGUACAAAACUGAUUUUAUUUCCUUUUGGUUGCUUUUUUGUUUAUGCGUUACCAAACUCAUCUAGUGAAUAUCCUCACUGACCUUGCACCCUUUACUGUGGCUUACAUCCACUUUCUGUACCAUUAAAUUUCUUGCAAGUUAUCUUCCACAGCAGCUAUAAUGCUGAGAUACGAUAUUAGCUUUCUAGCAAUGUGCUUAACAGCCUCAUUAUUAAAGAUGAGAGAAAUGUGCACUAUUAAUUCCUUAACAGAUCUCCCCUUCUAUAACCCCAAAUAGCAAACUGCAAGUCCAGACUUGAUCCUGUAUGUAAUCUAAUUUCCUGUAUGCAACAGUGCUUCAAAAGAGGGUGCAGUAAAAUUAAGGAGGAAAUUACGGGGCAGCCUGCCCUGAAGAGCUUUUUCCAACAUCCAUCUUCCAGAGGUUGGGUUAUGCUUUAAGAAAUGAGAUUGUAUUCUGCAAACUUUGUUCUUUCUUGUUGAUCUGGAUAUUCUCAUUAUCCAUGUAAAUGUCUAACCCUUUCCUGAAUCUCACUUAGAUUUUGGCUGAAGUGAGUUGCAUCAGCUAAUUACAUUUUGCAUGUAAAACAACUGGUGUUUUCUUUCUCUUGUUUUUGCUCUAAAUCUCUUUUUCAAUGUCUCUGGUUUAAAUCUGGAAAGCCUGAAUGCAGGGCCUUACAUUUUUAAUAUAAACUUACAUUUUCCACCCUAUGCACCGGAAAAUGGAAUUAAGAGCUUUUCACUUAGUGAACAACGAUGCGCUUUUCACAGAGAAGAAAAUGAAGGAGACAUUGAGAUGUCCGCUUCCUCCCGGCAGGAGUGGGACUGCUGCUGAAAUCCUGCUGCAAGCACGAUGCAUUUCCGUCCUGCUUCACACUGCAGAGGCUGACAAACCGAGCUUGCCCUCUCUUUGGCUUAGGUUACUACUGGUAACUGUGACAAGCUAAAGCAGUUGAAGUGUGGGCUGCACUCUGGUAUUUCUGCAGAAUCACUCUACAUACAGACCUUAUUUUCUGAGCAGAGUUUUGUUUAUUUUUUCUUACAGACUUCAUCAUGGUUACAAGCCCUACUUUUACAGACGGGCCAAAGUCAUUAACCAAACAGCUUUGUGUGUGGCCUCUAAUACAAAUAGAUUGGGUUAAAAGUUAAGCCUUCUCCUGUUUGUUUCUGUAAACUGGUCUCGAUUAAGAUGAAUUAAGACCACAGCUGAUUUCACAGUUCCAUCAGUGUUCUCACCCAGUACCACCUGGAACCGUGUUUGGUUCCAUUAGUCACAAUUGUCUCACCUUAGAUGAAAUUGCAAGAGUUGGUAUGUUUGCUCUGCUCUUUUCUAAGCACUGUGUGCUUUGCUGCUGAAGAGACCCUGUGGCCGUUUUCAGGUGUUUGUGGUCAGUGUAAUUUGUAUGAUUUCAACUUUGGCUUUUGGAGGAGGACUAGGCAUUUUUCACUUGGAUUUCUGGCCAGGCUUUUCCAAUAACUGUCCUGGCAUUUUUAUUACCAAGUUCUUUGUGGCUUGUGAAGACCACACCAAUGCAGUAAGAAUUGAACAAAUUGCUCUUUGUGAAUAUGAUGGCUUUGGAGAGCUAGUGUUUAGGAUUUAAAGAUACUAAGAAGAGGUACAACAGUCUUCUAGUAUUGCUUCAAAGUGUGGCUUCUUCCACAGAGCUGUUUGCUUCAGUGUUCCUGGCUACUGCACUCAUAGGUAUGGGACUAACAAACUUAGAGGCCUGAUGCCUUUUUUUCUUUUUCCUUCUUCUGUGUCAUCCUUGUUGAGGUACCUCUCACUGACUUUCAAAUUCCUCUCAAAUUCAUCUGUGGUGAUGACUUCUGUAAGCUGUGUAACAAAAUCACAGUGCACUCUGCUGUGCAGCAGGGAGGAGUUGAAAUGGUUGUUAACCUGUUCUUUUGCCUGGCCUUAGGAAAGCACUUUCAGACAUUGACCGUUUGUUUAGCCAUGUUGGAUGUUUGCUCAUUUACUCAGAGAGCAAGGGCUUUCUGCUGGUUCCUCCAUGUCCUGCUGCAGGCCAGGUUAGACUUGUACUCUCCUGCCUUUCAGUC